Molecule: messenger RNA, 4586 nt
Organism: Siniperca chuatsi (mandarin fish)
Lineage: Eukaryota; Metazoa; Chordata; Actinopteri; Centrarchiformes; Sinipercidae
Gene: tbx19
Product: T-box transcription factor 19
Exons: 8
Coding region: 1290-2594 (434 amino acids)
Biological process (GO): heart morphogenesis; positive regulation of DNA-templated transcription; regulation of transcription by RNA polymerase II
Cellular component (GO): nucleus
Molecular function (GO): RNA polymerase II cis-regulatory region sequence-specific DNA binding; DNA-binding transcription factor activity, RNA polymerase II-specific
Source: RefSeq, a predicted model, not a curated record
AAGAACUUGAAGUAGAAACUGAAGACAGAAAUCUGGUUUAUCGAGACGUUAAAAAUGAUCAUCAGAUGUGUCCACUGCUGUUUGUAACGUAUUUGGUUGCAUGUUUUAACAUAACGGUGAAGAAAAAUACUCUGUACUGAUGAUGGUGCAUUGAUUCAUGUCUUCAUAAACUGUAAGUCCAAACGCUCACACAGCCAGAGGACGUCUGCAGAGUGCAGAGUCUGGAACAUGGAUGCAUUAUUACAACUGGACCCCAAAAUGUCGCCUAUUCAUUCCAAUGAGAAUUGCUCGCCUGGCGCAUGCAUCAAAAAAGUUUUCCAGCUUCCAGGUUUACUUCCUGGGCAUGCGAAUACGUGAAGUAGUGUUUCUCCCGCUCGGCCCAUAGACUUUACAUCGUGAUGACGUCAGGCAUUUUUAAAUCGCUUUUCUCGGCUCGAGGAAAGUUUUACAAAUAUAUAAAACCUCCCAUGGAUCAAAAACUCAUAAUAUUAAGAACUUUUCAUAAAUGACCUUGUGUGCAGUUUGAGGUUGUGACUGGCAGGUGGCAGAGCAGAUGAAACGCGAGCUCGGCAGAUUCGUCUGGUUCCCAGUUAUCACCACAAAUUUUACAUGUGAAAAAACAACUGGUGCUGAAAUCAGCGUCAGCCAGAGACAUCCGUGUGACUCUCCACCUGUCCAAACUCCCACCUCUUGAUUACGACGAUUAAAACUAAAGCCGUGACCUGUCUGAGGCUUCGUGUAGUUCAACGUCGCUGUAUUAGGACAGAGUGCAUCAACAAAACUUCAAGAAAUGAUGUAACGAAAUUCAGCCUCCUUUUACGCAAAUUUGGAGACACGUCGUCGUAUCCUUUUGUCCUCAAUAUCUUUAGUAUCCUUGUUACUUGUGUUUCACGUGUUUGUGAGAAAAAUGUGCCUGACCUUGUGGAAAAGUUGUUUUUAGAGUGAAAUAUUUAAGGGAAUAAUCAAGAGUUUAUCAAGACAUCAACAUUUAGUGGAAUCAGUCGGGUGUCACCGUUCCCCCUUGUUGUUCGUCAUUGUUGUCGGCGAAUUUUUAAUCUGGAAGAACAACCCCAUGCGAUGUCAGUCAGACGUGUGACUGGACCAGUUAGUGAAACCUUAGAUUACAGUGCGACUUGCCGCCUAUACAAACUACCACCUUCUGAUUACGACAGUUCUAUCUAAACUUACGUAGAGGCAUAAAGUCCCAAAUAUCCAGGAAAUACUGCCUUCUUUUACUAACUAGUAUAUCCUUUGUUCCACGGUGUCUAAAUGUUAGUAACCACCAGGAAAUGUGUCUUUGUUUGUGUGUCCAGAUGAAGGUGGAGGGGCUACAGGAGGACGGGGAGUCUGGUUCUGUGUCUUCAGCAGACCGGACCGCCGCCGCUGUCCGUACGAGCCCCGGCUCGGCUGAACGCUGCAUGUCCCGGCUGCUGAGCGCGGUGGAGAGCGAGCUGCAGGCCGGCCGGGAGAAGGGCGACCCGACGGAGAGGGAGCUGAGGGUGACGCUGGAGGACGCCGAGCUGUGGAGGAAGUUUCAGCACAUCACCAACGAGAUGAUCGUCACCAAGAACGGACGCCGCAUGUUCCCGGUCCUGAAGGUGAGCGUGUCCGGCCUGGACCCCAGCUCCAUGUACUCCUUCCUGCUGGACUUCGUGCCGGCCGACGGCUGCCGCUGGAAGUUCGUGAACGGGGAGUGGGUGGCGGCCGGGCGGGCGGAGGGCCGCGGCGAGGGCCGGGGCCACGGAGGCAUCUACAUCCACCCCGACUCGCCAAACUUCGGAGCUCACUGGAUGAAGGCGGCCGUGACCUUCAACAAGGUCAAACUCACCAACAAGGUCAACGGAGGAGGACAGAUCAUGCUGAACUCUCUCCACAAGUACGAGCCUCAGCUCCACAUCGUGUGCGUCGGCUCUCAUCAUCGUCUGGUUUCCAACGUUUCCUUCAAAGAAACUCAGUUCAUCGCCGUCACGGCCUACCAGAACGAAGAGAUCACGGCUCUGAAGAUCAAAUACAACCCGUUUGCUAAAGCCUUCCUGGACGCCAAAGAGCGGAACCCAGGCGGACGGGGCUUACCGGAGUCACUGGAGAGUCGUGCUGGGAUUCAACCCUGCUGGUCGCUGUGCUCAGCUGGAGGAGGCGGAGCUUUUCCUUACGGCAGCAGCCUCCCGCUGACAUCACAUCAUCACCACAGUUACAAACACCACGGUUACCCCGGGCGACACGCACCUUACCCCACCGCCUACCUGCCGCACCGCUCACACUCCUCAGUUUGUCUGUCUGAAGGUGUUCAGGUGUUAUCAGAUGGAUGGAGCAGCUCCUCCCCUCGCCCGGCCUCCUCCUCUUCCUCUUUGUCCUCCUCCACCUCCCUUCCCCUGAGCAACACUGCUCCUUCCUCGCAGCCUCCUCCUCCUCCUCCACACAACUCCAGCCAGUAUCCCUGUCUGUGGACGGUUGGAUGCAGUGAGCUAAGCCCCUCCCACUCGCCCUGCGCCGCUCUCCACGGACCAAUCAGCAGUGAGAGCCUCACGCAGCCUACCAGUCACGGUCGAGUGGGCGCCGCUGGAUGGCCACCUGGUCCCACCCACUCUUUCUGAGGAGGGAUGUGAUUGGCCGAAUGGAAGACUACUGGUGAUCACUGGCUGGCUGGUAUUCUGACUAUUGGUGACUUCUUAUACAUGCUGCUAACCACUGAUGGCUACUAGUAUUUACUGGUGGCUACUAGUAUGCACCAGUAGCUAUUUGUACAUGCUAGUAACCUCAGGUGGUGGUAUAUACUGGUGGCUACUAGUGACUAUUGUUGGCUAUUUUUUACAUACUAGUGACUACUGGUGGCUACUAAUAUAUUCCGGUGGCAACUGAUGGUAACAAGUCACUAUUGGUGAAUAUUUGUACAUACAGUACUUGUAAACUCUGAUAGAUACUAAUACCUACUGGUUGCUACUCGUAAGUGUUGGGGGCUACUUGUACAUACUGGUGGCUACCUCUAAGUACUGGAGGCUAUUUUUAUGUACUGGUAACUUGACUACUGGUGGCUACCAGUAUCUACAGACGGUUACGUUAUUCUACUGGAGGCUGCUAGUAAGUACUGGUGACUAAAUGCACAUACUGGUAGCCACUGGUGGCUACAUACAUGCUACAAGUACUGGGGGCUACUAAUAUCUAAUAUCUCUAGUGGCCACUGGUGACUACUUGCACACACUGUUGCAUACUACUGGUGGCCACUCGUUAAGUAUCUGUAGCUAAUUGUACAUACUGGUAACCACUGGUGGCUACCUAGAAGCACUGGUGGUUAUUUUUACAAACUGGUGGCUACCAUUGAGAACUGAAGGGUACUUGUAAUUAGUUUUUAAAUACUGGUGCCUACUAGUAAACAUGUGCCACUGCUAACAACUGGUUUUGGCUAGUACUGGUAUCUAUCAAUGGCUAAUUUAGCUACCUGUACCUGCAGGUGGCUUCUGAUAGCUAGUAGAGAUCAAUGACUACUUAUUGCUCUCUACCAGUGGCUAUUGGUGGCUAAUAGUACCCAAUGGUGGCCACUGGUAGAUACUGGUGGUUAGUAUUCCCAGAUAGUAUCCAUUGGUGAUUGGUGGAAGCUACCAGUUGCUAGUUAAACUGCACUAUUAAUCGCGUGUAUUUCAGCAGUUAGUAAUUAUAGAAAAUUAGCUAUAGUCAGUUUUGAGAACAGUCCUGAUGUUGAUUCUUCCUUUUUGGUCGGUAGUGAUGAACAACAUGAUCACAAUAUCUCACUGCACACCGAUACUGUCGGUGUUACGGCGCCCUCUGGUGUUGGAGGGUGAAACAUCGUUUGUUCGUCCUGUUCUGUGGGAAAUGACAGCUGGUUGUCCUGCCUGUCUUUAUUCCAACAUGUGUACAUAUAUAUAUAUAUAUAUAUAUAUAUAUAUAUAUAUAUAUCUGUACAGUCCAUCGCCUGUGGGUUAAAGUACAGAGAAUGACAUCUGAUUGAUAUUUAAUUGAUAUGUGAUUGACAGGGCUCGUUGCCAAACACAUUUACAAAGUAAAAAGACAUAUUUCCUGUCCGGUUAUUUCAGCUGCUGCAUGUUGCUUGUUUGUUGUUGUUUCUUCUGAUAGUUGCUGAAAAUGGAUAAUAAAACUAAAAAAAACAAACUAUAUUUAAUAAAGUUUCAAAUCCGUUGCCUGUGGAAGUACUGAAUUCUUCUUCUGCUUUUUGUUGUUUGCUGCUGCAUGACGUUUGCGUGGAUGAGACGGAACGAGAGACAGGUUACUGUUACUCUGCUCUGUGUCAAUAAAGUUUUAAAGGAAAGUUUCCUUUGUGAUAUUUCAUUUUUCCCAACAAGAAGACGCCUUCACUGGGGUAUACAGACAUGGAGGUAACUAUAGCAACCAGACACAUAUUUUCUCCUUUAUUUCCAAAACACUUUAAAUGAAAUGUAAAAAAUAAUGGAUGAAAAUAAGAAAUAAUGAGAUAGUAAGUCAGAAUGUUGCCGUUUUAAGUCAAAAUUAUAAGAUGCAAUUAUUUUAAUGUGGAACCAAUGUCAUAUUGUGUAUGUAAGUUGUGUAUUGUUGUGUAUUUCUGUGUAUUUGUCACAGCAUGUACUGUAUGUUUA